AUGACUUUGGAGAAGAAGCCAGUUCGGGCUCGUGAAACUGUGUCCCUUAGUCCUGGGACCCAGCCCAGUCCCACAGCCUCACUGAUUCUGCUGCUGCUGGCCGCACUGCUGUGGGUCCCUGCAGGGACCCUGACCUGCAUCGGGGACUCGGGCUGGCCAGUGGACUGGUUUGUCAUCUACAAGCUCCCUGUCAACUGUCAGAAUGACCCUGGGGAGCCCGUGCCCAACGGUCUUCGGCACAAGUACUUGGAUGCCAACACAGGCAGCUGGCAGGAUGGCGUGGGCCCCAUUGACAGCACACAGGGGGCCCUGGGCCUCAGCCUGAGACCACUCUACCGCCCUCACCCCCUGCAGCUCGCCUUCCUGCUCUACAAUGACCAGCCCCCAAACACCCUGCUCUGGCUGGUGCUCCUGGACCAAGUUGAAGGUUUCUGGCUGAUUCACAGUGUGCCCAGGUUCCCUCCACCUGCCCGAACUCACGCACACCACUGGCCCCAUGCGCUCCCAUACGGGCAGACGCUGCUGUGCGUGUCCUUUCCUCUGGCCCAGUCCGAAACAUUGGUGAGCAAACAGCUCACCUACACCUACCCCCUGGUGUAUGACAGUAAGUUGGACGGAAACUUCGGACAGCAGCUGCCUGAGCUGGCAGAGGUGAUUCAGGACAAGCACGUGCCUCAGCCCCCGUGGAACAGAAGUGUGACCCUCACAUCCAGGGCAGGCACCACCUUCCGGAGUUUCACCAAGUAUGCAAAGUUCGAAGCUGAUCUGUAUGCGGGCUGGCUGGCAGCAGCUCUCAGCAGCGAACUGAAGGUGCAGUUCUGGUGCCGGCGGGUCAUGCCCUCAGACUGUUCCAGCCUGUACCAUGUGUUUGAUGUCACCCAGAUCAGUUUUCCCCAUGGACCAACCUACAGCUCCACCAAAGACCACUCCAAGUGGUGUUUUGCCCAGGACAAGCCCUGGACCUGUGUGACUGACCUGAACCGGAACUACGGGGGGUACCUCCGAAGUGGGGGUGUGCUGUGCACUCAGAUGCCCAAUCUCUGGAAUGCCUUCAAGUCUCUGGUGGCCAGGUACCAACCCUGCCCACACCCCACACGAGACCGUCUCUCCAGACCUGUAUCCAACGCUCAUGGCCCCACCUGA
Messenger RNA from Sorex araneus (European shrew), 1143 nucleotides. RefSeq names its product deoxyribonuclease-2-alpha-like. Gene Ontology annotation, biological process: apoptotic DNA fragmentation. Lineage: Eukaryota; Metazoa; Chordata; Mammalia; Eulipotyphla; Soricidae. The record is from RefSeq and is a predicted model, not a curated record. Gene Ontology annotation, molecular function: deoxyribonuclease II activity.